Molecule: messenger RNA, 1754 nt
Organism: Parasteatoda tepidariorum (common house spider)
Lineage: Eukaryota; Metazoa; Arthropoda; Arachnida; Araneae; Theridiidae
Source: RefSeq, a predicted model, not a curated record
UAAUAAUUAAAAAACAAACAAUACUUUUAAAACUAUCAAUCACUUCAUUUUCGCUAGCAAUCGUUGAUGUCUAUUGUCAUUUCUGAUUUGUGAACUAUGAAGUCAAUAAUUUUAAUAAUAUUUAUAUUCUUUGCAUACGUUGGUGGUGAAAUUAUUUAUAACUCUGAUGAUUUUUCAAAAAAUCAGGAAAGAACGAUUUACGAUGUAAAUAGAUUUGUAAGAGACACGACAAAAUGUAUUGCGUCAGCUAAAAUGCUGGAAGGAAAAAAAGAAUUUUUUAUAAAUAAUAAUGUUCACAACGAUAUUAAGUUAUUAAACUUUUUCAAUCUUAUUCCUGCCUUGAUUAAUAGUAUCAGCAAUGUUACAAACAGCACUUGUUCUGCGGAUUUGUCUUACAUUAAAGAUAAUGUCGAUUUCAAAAAUUAUCAGGAUUCUUGGGCAAUAAAAAUGUUGGAUUCCUUUGGAAAACCAGAAAGUGGAGUAUUGGAAGGAAAUCUGAAAUGGCUGGGAAAUUUUGAUGAAUGUAGAAGUGUAUAUGCACCGAAGGACAAGGACAGAGGAGGAUUUCAUGGGCAAUACUGCACCAUGCAAGUUACAGUGGCGGAGUAUCUCCCAAUUUCAAUUGCUGUGUGUUUACCUGACACGUGUAAACCAUCUGAAUUUGUAGAUAUAUUUAAUAAUUCAAGUUUCAUUCCAGCAAUAAACAAAACUGGCAUCGGUUUUAAUGUGACUGCCUUAACUUGCAAAGCUAAAUCAUUGGAAUUGAGUACUGGAGGAAUUGUGACAUUGUGUAUAAUGUCUGUAUUCUUCCUUCUGGUAUUCUUGGGGAGUUCUGUUACUGCCUUCAAAUAUUUCGCCCAUUCAAAUACUCCGAAAGAUGAAUGUAAAAGUUCUGAGGGAAAAGUUUCUGAGUAUUUCGUAGACAGGAGUUUGGAAGAGCCAUUGGUAAUUAAUGAAGGUUCACCAACAAAAUUAAAAGUGUUCAUCGACAUGUGUGAUCCUGUCUUAAACUGCUUUUGCGUCUUUACGAAUGGAUCUAAAUUGUUCAACACUGAUUCCACAGAGGGACAACUCUUGUGCCUUCACGGUAUUCGAUUUCUAAGUAUGACAUGGGUCAUUGUGUGCCAUGUGUAUAUGUCACCUAUUGCUCAAAUCAGAUCUAUGAAAAGUCUCCUGCCACUCAUUGAUAAUUUGCCUUUCCAAGCCAUACUCAAUGGAUGGUAUUCGGUUGAUUCAUUUUUCGUGCUCAGUGGUUUUUUGAUGUCUUAUCUAUACUUUCAAGAAUGUGCCAAAAAGCAAGGAAAAACUCCGUGGCUUUAUUUUUAUGUCCAUCGUUACUUGAGGUUAACACCGGUGUAUAUGAUUGUCCUGGCAUUUUAUGCAACUGUCAUGCCAAUAAUGGGAUCCGGACCGUUUUGGCAAGAUAAUAAUGUUGAUCCAAACUGCCAGAAGGGAUGGUGGUGGAACUUAAUUUACAUCAAUAACUUUCAAAAUCAAAGUGAAGAGUGUAUGGGUUGGUCUUGGUACUUGGCGAACGAUAUGCAAUUCUUUGUCAUUAGCCCACUAUUUCUUAUAACACUCUGGAGGUGGCCUAAAGUGGGUUAUUCAAUGUUGUUGCUGUUUUUGUGGGGUUCUUGGCUUUCUGGUUUUUUAAUAACUUACCAUUAUGACUUAAUAGCUGGUACAUUGAGUUAUGUUGCGGACAUUGAUCAAGCAGCGACAUUCACACUUAGGUAAGUGAAGGCUUCGUUUUU